Messenger RNA from Parathielavia appendiculata, 1300 nucleotides. RefSeq lists its product as uncharacterized. The coding region runs from base 165 to 962 and encodes 265 amino acids. The transcript has a single exon. The record is from RefSeq and is a predicted model, not a curated record. Lineage: Eukaryota; Fungi; Ascomycota; Sordariomycetes; Sordariales; Chaetomiaceae.
CCCUUCCUGGUGUGACUAUGUGUUGCAGAAAGCUUGGAAGAGGAGGAUAUAAAUUUACGAGUGGAUUGGCGUUCCUUUCCUGGAGGCAAAGAGACUGAAGGAAGUCCGUCAAGCAAUCCUUGGCAUGGACUGUUCACAGCACUUGAGCACCGUCAUCCGAGGCCAUGUCAACGUAUUCCCUUUACAUCCUCAUCUUCUUCAUCGCCAACGGCACCAUUUUCGCUGCUGCUGUUCCGAUUCUUAAGAAACACCAUCCUUUGCUCACGUCACCACUGUUCAAUACUCCCUUGUCCCCAUGUCCUGUUAACUCGGGUAGCAUAUUCCGCCGAGCCGAUUGCACCGGUUUCUUCUUCGCAGACCCGAAUUGGUGCAUCCCACCACCCCCAGCUUCCCCCGCGCCUCCAAUGCGUGGCGCAGAGGACAUCCACAGUCGCUCAAACAAUGAAGCACCUGUCGACAGCUCACCAGACGAUCCUGUGAGCACCGCCACAGUCACCGCGCAAGGCGAGCCCGCUUCUGUAACACUGGCAUCAACUCCUACUCCCCCUUCCCCCUCCAGCAGCGAAGAUCUGUCGGCAACGACGGUUUUUGUCCCAGCAGAAAGCUCCCUCACGCCCUCUACAGUCGCAGCCCCUUUCACCACUACUGUCACAAUGACGCUGCAAGUCACGACGCUCACUCUAGAGCCCAGCACCGUCACCGUGACGGCUCUCCUCUCGGGAGGGUCCCCUUCGAGCAAGACGGGUGGCGUGGGCGUCCAGUCGAUCACGAUUCUCGAAACGGUGCCGUUCACCACGACCGACCUGCCCGCCGUGACGGUCACUGGGCUGCAGACGCUUACGAGUGUCGUGGUUGUUCCUAUGGAGGAGACCGCGACAGUAAACAAGUCGUGGGCGGCGGCAACUCCUCUGCUUCCUGUUAGGAUCGAGGCGGCCAAGACAGUCGUUUCCGGCCGGGAGUGAUGUGUUUGAGAAUACAGCAAAGGUGCAUUCGGUGGAGUUUGAUGGUACACAGGUCAAGGACUUCGUAUGGCGUUUGGGGGUGUUUUUGUCGUCAGGGGUUGGAAAGCAGGGGCUGGCACAACCCCUUAUCUUCAGCUCCUCAUGCCACUCCACAAAUACUGCCGUUUACUCCUCGCAACAACUGUUUCCCUUAAACUGCAACGCAAUAAAUGUACAACGCUGAGGGAAAUAUUGGGCGGCGAGGAAUUGAGUUUUUUUGCUGAGCGCUAGGGGUAUCCAUUCGUUCGCUGGAAUCGCGACAAAUGGAUAUGUGUACGAGCAUACGUACUCGACCAUGU